AACGCGCCAAGAACAUUUCGGUUUCCUUUUCUCGAUCGUUUGCGUCAGUAUCGUGCUUUAGAAGCGAAGCGGAAAACGUGUCUGCAGAGAUGGCAAAGUUUGUGAUUGCUGCCCUGUUUUUGGUGCUGUCCGUCGUUGUCGUGUUGGCUAGCCCGCAAGGAGGCUUCGGAGGUCAGCAUGGACCCCAGGGAGGCUUCGGAGGUGAGCACGGAGGAUUCCAGGGUGGUCAUGGUGGACAUGGCGGACAUGGAGCCGGUUUCGAUGGACAUGGCGGACAUGGAGGUAAAUUCGAUGGACAUGGUGGACACGGAGGUCAUGGAGCGCACGGAGGCUCCCACGGAGGACAAGGAUUCGGACACGGCCAGGGUCAUGGUCAAGGCUACAAGAAGCACGGCUACUAAAGCAGUAGAAAUUAAGAACGUUAAGGAUAAUAAAUGUGA
Messenger RNA from Anopheles nili, 440 nucleotides. RefSeq lists its product as uncharacterized. The record is from RefSeq and is a predicted model, not a curated record. The transcript is spliced from 3 exons. NCBI's taxonomy places the organism in Eukaryota, Metazoa, Arthropoda, Insecta, Diptera, Culicidae. The coding region runs from base 90 to 401 and encodes 103 amino acids.